CUUAAACCCUCUGCAUGGGCGUUUUACUUUAAAAACAUUGCUUACAAUUAAAUGCCAAUGUAACCGUGCCAUUGCAGGAGCCAUAAUGUGUUUAUUUAGCUAUUAAUUCAUAUUCAGCGGGGUUUAUAUCUAAACCCCUAAUUAAGGGCAGCUGCUUCUUUGAGAAGUCAUUUAUUAAGAAUGUCUUUCUCCUGGCCGUGCAAAUUAAUUGCUGAAGAUUUUUUGGCGACGGGAUUUGGGUUGGUGCUGGAUCCGGAUGCGGAACCGAGUGUUUUCCGAUUUGAUCGCGUUUGCAGACCUGCUAGAUCAAGUGAUGUACUGGCUCUUCCAAUUUUCAAACAAGAGGAGCCUCAGCCAUCUCCAGAGAGUGAUUCGAAAGUGCCCCCAUUUCAAUACGUUCUGUGUGCAGCCACGUCCCCUGCUGUCAAACUGCACGAGGAGACACUGACUUACCUGAACCAAGGUCAAUCCUAUGAAAUCCGCAUGCUUAACAACAGAAAACAAGUGUGUUGUACAGAUUUAAGCAGCAAAUAUGUUAAGAGCAUCAUCCGCGUGGUUUUUCAUGACCGACGGUUGCAGUACACGGAACACCAGCAGCUGGAGGGGUGGAAGUGGAACAGACCAGGAGACAGGAUCCUUGACAUCGAUAUCCCAUUGUCAGUUGGGAUCAUUGAGCCCAGAGCCAACCCAACCCAGCUGAACACUAUUGAGUUCCUGUGGGACCCAGCCAAAAGAGCCUCCGCAUUUAUCCAGGUUCAUUGCAUCAGUACAGAGUUUACUCCCAGGAAGCACGGAGGAGAGAAGGGCGUCCCGUUCCGGAUCCAGAUCGACUCGUUCAAACAGAACGCGAGCGGCGAGUACACGGAGCACGUGAACUCGGCAAGCACUCAGGUCAAAGUGUUCAAGCCCAAAGGAGCCGACAGAAAACAAAAGACAGACCGAGAAAAGAUGGAGAAAAGAAGCCCUCAGGAAAGGGAGAAAUAUCAGCAGUCCUACGAAACCACUUUCCUUACAGAGUGUUCUCCCUGGCCUGACCUGCCCUGUGUGACGAACACCCCUUCCCCUGGUUACAGCAGCUCUUCACCGAGCUUCAGCCUUAGAGAUGGUAGAAAUGUCUCUCCAAAUGAAGAGGGGGACCUGCUCCUUCCCAACCUCGCCGAUCCCCUCCUGCCCAACGCUUCCAUCCAAGAUGCCCAGCAGUGGCUGCACCGACAUCGCUUCUCGCCCUACUCCCGGCUGUUUGCUAAUUUCUCAGGUGCUGAUUUACUAAAGAUGUCCAAAGAAGACUUGGUCCAGAUCUGCGGUCCUGCCGAUGGAAUCCGGCUUUACAAUAUAAUCAAGAGAAGGAACGUCCGCCCACGCCUCACAGUCUAUGUGUGUCAAGAAGCAGAGCACAGCAGGGCUGUGCAACCACAGAAACAGGACCAGAGCGCCGGCACAUUGUGCGUAUACCAUGCUAUCUAUUUGGAAGAAUUGACAGCACUAGAAUUGACAGAGAAGAUAGCUAACCUAUACAGCAUUGCACCUUGCCAAAUCAACCAGAUCUACAGACAAGGACCCACAGGGGUCCAUAUCUUAGUGUCUGAUGAGAUGGUGCAUUACUUAAUCGAUGAGUCGUGUUUUGUAAUCAACACACUAAAAGCUGAAGGCAGCGAGGGCUAUCAUAUUAUUUUGAAGUGAUUUGGCUGCAGAGUACUUUUGUUGAGUGAGCAAGAAAACUCAAAGACUGGGGGGUGGGGGCGGUGAAGCCCUCGCCCAAGCAGAUGUACAGGAUAAACGUGUUUUGAAACGCUUGGAAUCUUAAUACAUGGAGUAGAAGACAAAAGAAGAAACAGGAGGGGAAGGGAAGUUGGGGUUUUUUCUUGUUGACUUAUUUGCAAGGUGUCACUGUGUGUCUUUGUCCCAUUCCUACAAGGAGCAGCACAAUGAUUGAUGUUCCAGGUAACUUGCGUCAUCUUCAGAGUAUAAUGUGCACCCUUUUAAACAUUUUGCUAGUGUUUUAUACAAGGGGUGCACGUUGUACAAGACAUACUGGCUAUAAAAGAGUUUUACAAGGUAACAGUUACAUGCGGUACACAGAUGUGUGAGUUAGUCUAGAAAUGAUGGGAAUAAUAUAUAUUAAAUUUUGUUUGAUCAAAAAAAAUGAAGAAAAGGGAAAUGGUUUUAGUAUUUUGAUAUGAUAUUUGGGAGGGGGAGGGCACUUACAUUAUAUUUAUUUUAUCAUAUCAUAAUAGUGCUGGAGAUAUGCUAUCAAAUAAGUAAAGGAAAAAUGAAGAUGGGGUUAAACAGUCUAUCGAAGAAGGGACUUCAAGUGGUCUUUCCAGAAAGUGAAAGUGCAGCGUUGGCUUCCCUUGCCAUGUGUGCUUGCUGGCGAGUGCAGUGCUGUUUUGCUACUGAAGAGAUGUGAUGAAGAUGAACACAUUCAGCUCUGCACUGCAAGUAGGAUUUAUACUUUCAUCUAUUAGGAUGUCUUUUUUUUUUCUUGCAGCAGGGAAGGUAUUAUUUUUUUAAUUUUAUUUAUUGCCUUUUAGCACAAUAUAAAUAAAAGAACAGCCAAUCUUAUCAAUUGCUUAAAAACAAUCAAUCUCAAUCUUUAGUUUUGACUCCAUUUCUGAAUCUGGGUGAAUAUUAGUCAGCUAGCUUUCAAAGCUAGAACGUGGCGUUCUAAACUGAGCAGGUAAAAACACAUUGCUCAAGGUCUCGGGUUGCUGGUUUUCUCAGUUCGUAAUGUUAGCAUGGAGGUAAUUAAGGACACUUCUAUGGCCUGUUGUGUUGUGAGGUGCACCCUCUUGGAAUGCUAAAAGCUCUCUCGAGGCACAGUGGUGUGGUGCUGGAGUACUGAAUGAGGGCAGAGUGUGGGUGCACUGCCGACCAAGCUUCCCAAACCGCUCCGGUCUGAUCCCUGUGUAGGGACCCAGACAAGACGUAUGGAUUUUAUUGAGAAAAUUGGGGGAGUUCAUUUUUCACUGCCCACUUGCCAAUAAUAUAGAAGAGCUGGUUAGGAAAGCAACUCCACAGGGAGCAGGCUGGCUCGCUUGCUCGCUCUCGUCCCUUUCAUUGUGAAUGCUCUUGAGUUCGGAUCGCUCGCUGUCGUGCCUAAUUCAUUGUGAAUGCUCUUGAGUUCGGAUCGCUCGCUGUCGUGCCUAAUUCAUUGUGAAUGCCCUUGAGUUCGGAUCGCUCGCUCUCGUCCCUUUCAUUGGGAAUGCCCUUGAGUUUGGCUCGCUCGCUCUCGUCCCUUUCAUUGGGAAUGCCCUUGAGUUUGGCUCGCUCGCUCUCGUCCCUUUCAUUGGAAAUGCCCUUGAGUUUUUGGUCCCCAGUACUGCAAUUCAUAAAACCAGCACUCUGCUUGAGAGAAGCAGAGGUAGGUGUGCAGUGUAUUCAAGUCAAGAUUAGCUUUAUAGGAUUUUCAGAGGAAGAUUUCCUGGUGCCCGGCUGUAGCCUGUGUCCCUUACUGUUCAUGUGUACUAAAUUCAGAAGCAGCAAAACUAUGGAAAAAUAAAUAAAUAUAAGUGUCAACAGAACUCCUGUUCUUAGCCUGUGUAUUUUUCCAGUGCAGGUAUUUCAUUUCUAUUUUUAUUUUAGCAUCACCUCUGGGAAUUUCACAGAUGAGUCCACUACAUGACUUGACAGUAUCGGGGUCAUUCUCUCUCUCUGCUUUUGCAGCCUGUGACAAAUGUGUCCUGGGUGCAGUGGGUGUGCCUUUUGUGCAAUGUGACAUUCAAAAAGAAAUGCGUUUUUUUGUCAAAAGGCAAAUGCAGUAUUGAGUUCUGUUUUCUUUUAAAUGGCAUUCAUGUGUGUUCUCUUUCUAAGCUUGAUGGAGGGGUGCUUUAUUUGAACCAUGUACUGAACAAGGUCCUUGAGCUGCGUGGCUUGGGCAUAGCUGGAUUUCUAGACUGUGUGUAAUCUCUUGAGUGUGCAAUAGAUACAUUUACAAACCAAGGCCAAAUGUUAACUUGGAGCUGUAAAGUACAGCUGGGGACAGAAACUUAUAUUUGAAAAGUCUGCACUUUGUCCUUGUUGACAAAAGCUUAUGAACAAACACACGGGGAGAGUAAACCCAUGAGUGGGGUUAUAAUAAUGAAGAUGGCAUGCUGCAAGAUCUCCAGGUAAUACCAUUUGAAACAGUAAUGUGAAUACAGUCAGUUGUAUGUGCACAAGGCAAUCAAGUUUCAGAUGUAUGCCAUGUACUUUGUAUUUAACCAUGAAGCGCAUACCAAAUACAAAUCAACUAAAUAUAAUGGCAUUGCUGGGGUCCUUUUCUCUUGAUGCUGUUUCAGUCUUCUAUGUUAUUACAUGUCUAACUUUGUGUUUCAAAGAUCUUUUAUUCUGUGUGUGUGUGUAUCCUGUGAGAAUGUAAGGGGUUGUAUUGCAUAUUCAGUUAAUGAUUCUUUUUUCAAUGUGUGGGGUUUUUUAAUUUUUUUUAUUUAUUCUUUUAUAUUCAGUGGCAUUCAACUUUUUUUGCUUGUUCUGUUCUGUCCCAAGUUUUAUACAAUGUAAUAAAAAUCACUAUUUGUUUCCAA
Messenger RNA from Acipenser ruthenus (sterlet), 4520 nucleotides. Its product is annotated as transcription factor CP2-like protein 1. NCBI's taxonomy places the organism in Eukaryota, Metazoa, Chordata, Actinopteri, Acipenseriformes, Acipenseridae. Gene Ontology annotation, biological process: regulation of transcription by RNA polymerase II. The coding region runs from base 181 to 1680 and encodes 499 amino acids. The record is from RefSeq and is a predicted model, not a curated record. The transcript is spliced from 15 exons. Gene Ontology annotation, cellular component: nucleus. Gene Ontology annotation, molecular function: DNA-binding transcription activator activity, RNA polymerase II-specific; RNA polymerase II cis-regulatory region sequence-specific DNA binding.